Knipowitschia caucasica is the source of this 2757-nucleotide messenger RNA. The record is from the annotation of a GenBank genome assembly. NCBI's taxonomy places the organism in Eukaryota, Metazoa, Chordata, Actinopteri, Gobiiformes, Gobiidae.
AUGUCUAAGGCCACCGUGAAGAAGCUGCACUGGCGUUCUAAGGUCCAGGAGAGCUUCGUGCCCCUCGGAGCCAAUGGGGAGCUCGGGCUGGCUGUGGGGGGCGGAGCUGACUACGGCGAGUUCCCCUUCGUCACGGCAGCUCCAGGAGGCGGGGCUACAGUGGGCGACAUCAUCCUUGAGAUUGGAGGCACGCCCAUUUUAGGAAUGACCCUGGGUGAUGUCAGAGGUGUACUGAACUCCUGCCCUCAGCCAAUCAGGAUCAAGACUGUGUCGCCAGGUGCGUCUCUGUGUAAAGAUUUGAGGCUGUAUCUGAGUAAGUGCUUCACUCCUGGAUCCAUGGACAGCCAGCUCCAGCAAGUCAUACGGGAAAACUUAUAUCUACGAGCCGUGCCAUGUACGACGCGACAGCCACGAGAUGGAGAGAUAUCUGGAGUGGACUAUAACUUUGUGUCCAUUGAGGAGUUUUUCUCGCUUGAAGAGUCUGGAGCUUUGCUGGAGAGCGGCAAAUUUAAAGGAAACUACUAUGGCACCCCAAGACCGGUCCAUAUCGGCCCAGAAAGUCCCCCCAUCACAUACCAGGAACACAGGAACCUUCUGCGCAACUUCAGGACGAGGAGCAAGUCCUUGUCUAACCUGGAGAAGGCCGGAGAGGAAGACAACAGUGAGGAGGACACCAACAACUCAGGUUCAGCCAUAGCCCCACCCACCACACUGCCUCUCAGCCAAUCAUGGGAGUCGGCCACAGGGAGCAGGGACAGUUCUGAGGUGGGAGGAAGGAGGAGAGGAGGAGUGCUGGCUGAAAACUGGGACGACCCCGAUCACUACUUCACAGAUCAUAAGUCAAAGAGCAGUUGGUUGGAGUCUCGGUCUCAGAAUAAAGACAAACUUCUGAGUAAUGAACUUCCAGAGUUUGUGGAUCAGCCCAGCCUUCUGAAAGGAUACUCCAUCCACACACGACUGUCCAAGGGCCCACGAGGAUUUGGUUUCAACAUUGUAGGAGGGUCCCGGCCCCGGGAGUUUCUGCAGGUCUACAGUGUGACCCCAGGAGGGCCCCCUGCUCUAAACACAGCUGAUAUCCUGGUGUACAUAAACGAGUCAUGUGUUUUGGGUCGCUCGCAUAAGGAGGUGGUGGAGCUCUUAAAAGGAGUCCCAAUGGGCCAAAGUGUUGAUGUGGUGCUGAGGAGAGGGUACCCCAUGUUGUACAACCCAGAUGGCUGCCCGAAGCAAAGUCUAACUACUCCUCUGACUCCCAGCGAUCCUUCCAGUUCAUCCAAUCCGAGACAAGGACAUAGUCACCUGACCUACAGUCGCACCUUGGCCAACGGUAGCUCUCCAGGGCAAAGUCAGGCCACACCUCCUUUUGUCUCCCAGCCAAUCACAAAUGGCCUUCCCCCCACACCCCCCUCCUCCGACCUGCCUUUAGCCCCGCCUCUUCCAGACAGAGUAGCAAAUCACAGCGAUGGUAGUGAUGGCGGUCCUUCUAAUGGCGGGACUAGACGCUCAUCUCUGAUUGGUUACGGCAGUGGAACACUACCUGCUCUAUCCUCUUUCUCGCUGCUGCAGCACCAGAGCUCGAAGUCGUCAGAGAGCGACCUUUCCACUACCACAUUACCUCUGCGGCCCUCAGGCUCGUCCCAGGCCUUGGGUCGAUCGUCCAGACCCAACUCUGGACCCCAACUCCCUCUCCAGAUGGUUCAUACUCCCCUAAACCAAACCCUGCCUACUCUUACUCCGGCUCCCUCCUGCGGCUUUAAUGGCUGCCCAGCGAACCAUCACCACCACCAGGCCGCUGCGUCCCCAGAUCCAGGUCCCGGCUCUGGUCCUGUCGCUGGGGCAGGGGGGGAGCUGGUGCCUGUGGCAGUGGGGGGCUGUGGUGGAGGCGGGCUGGGCUUCAGUGUGACUGCAGGUGGCCACAGUGGGCAGUUAGCCGUGGUCCGAAGGGUCUGGGAUAGAAGAAACUGUCCUGGUUUGCAGGCUGGAGACACCAUCGUGAAGAUCAACGGGGCAGACGUGCAGAGCCUUAACUUUGCUCAGGUACAGAGAGUUCUUCAGGACCACACUAAACAGGGGGAGGUGGUGCUGCUCAUAUACAGAGCCUCAGGCUCCACCCAUUCUGCCCCUAACGUCACCCCUAACCUGUACAAGCCCCUUCCCCACUCGGACCACAACUCCCAUGAUGCAGUGGUGCCUCCUCUGAGUCAGGCGGGUGUCGCACUGGAGUCUCCGCCUCCCACCACCAACGCCUCUGCGGCACCUCCUGCUGUUAGUCCGAAUGGCCCUUCAGUUCUGAUCCAGAGCACCAGCUUCCUCGACUCAGUGCCGGUCACUUUGACACUAGAACCUCGAGACCUGCAGGGGUUGGACGAGAGCAUGCGAGUAGGCGGGUCUAAGGAGGGAGGUGUGGCCAAUGAAACCAGAGUGGGAGGAGCCAAUACACUCGAGGUGGACCUCACGAGGCGACCGGGAGAAGGGUUCGGGUUUGUCAUUGCGUCGCAAGAAAACAAAAAUGGAGGCUCUGAGGUGGAAGAGCAGCUAUGUGGGCCGGAGCAGAACAAACGCUCCUGUGUCCCAGGCUCGUUCUGCACUCAAAUGCACCGCCCUCAGUAUAUGGAAGAAACGCUGCUGUUUCAGAAUGCACUUGAAUGCACCUCCCACCCCCUCACACAUUCCUCUGUUCUGAAGCUGGAGACCAGCACCAAUAUUGUGAGGGCAUCAUACUAUCGUCAUGUUCUGGUGGAGGCCUUCUUAAAGUUUUGA